Lathyrus oleraceus (garden pea) is the source of this 1535-nucleotide messenger RNA. RefSeq lists its product as uncharacterized. Gene Ontology annotation, biological process: protein-DNA covalent cross-linking repair. The transcript has 8 exons. Gene Ontology annotation, molecular function: single-stranded DNA binding. NCBI's taxonomy places the organism in Eukaryota, Viridiplantae, Streptophyta, Magnoliopsida, Fabales, Fabaceae. Bases 182 to 1240 code for a protein of 352 amino acids. The record is from RefSeq and is a predicted model, not a curated record.
UGGAAAAAUAAACAUGUGUAAAUAUUAAUAGUAGGGAUUAAACUACUAUUCUCGAUUGAACCGGUUCAAGAAAACCCUUUGUAGUAGUUUCCUUACUUAGUUACCUUUGUCUCUAGAACUUCCCCUUCCCGCCUCAACCAAAGUAAAAAACCCAUCAAACUCAGAGAGGAAGGAAGAAGAAAUGUGCGGAAGAACUCGUUGCAGUCUAAGAGCCGAUGACUUUCCGAGGGCCUGCCACCGUACCACCGCUCCUACUCGCCUUCUCCACAUUGACCGGUAUGUGCCGUCGCAUAAUGUGUCGCCGGGGUUCAACAUGCCUGUUGUUCGGAGAGAUGAAGCAGCCGGGAGUGAAGGUCAUGUUGUUCAUUGUAUGAAAUGGGGUUUAAUCCCCAGUUUCACUAAGAAAACAGACAAACCUGAUCACUACAAGAUGUUUAAUGCUCGAUCUGAAUCGAUUGACGAGAAAGCUUCAUUCCGUCGUUUGCUUCCUAAAAACAGAUGCCUUGUUGCAGUAGAAGGUUUUUAUGAGUGGAAAAAAGAUGGUUCAAAGAAACAGCCUUACUAUAUUCACUUCAAAGAUGGACGACCUCUUGUGUUUGCUGCUCUUUACGACUCAUGGCAAAAUUCUGAAGGUGAAAUACUAUACACAUUUACUAUUGUUACGACCUCUUCCUCUUCCGCUUUUCAGUGGCUUCAUGACAGGAUGCCUGUUAUUUUCGGAGACAAGAAUUCAACUGAUACCUGGCUAAGCAACGCUUCCGGUUUUAAGAGUGUGAUGAAGCCAUAUGAAGAAUCUGAUCUGGCGUGGUACCCUGUGACACCUGCCAUGGGCAAGCCAUCAUUUAAUGGACCUGAGUGUAUAAAGGAGAUUCAAGUAAAGACAGAAGGAAACACUCCAAUAUCUAAGUUCUUUUCAAGAAAGGUGGCUGAAGAUGAAGACACAAAGCCAGAGCAUAAAAUACCAAGUCAUGAACCUGUGAAGACCGAACAAACAAAAGACCUCAUCGAAGAAGCUAAAACAGAGGAGGGUGAAAUUGACUUAAAAUUUAGUGGUUCUCCCCCUUCUCAAAAUGUAACCAAGUUCCCAAUCAAGCGUGAAUAUGAUUCUAUUUCAUCAGAUUUGAAACCGUCUUUAGCAAAUAAUGAUAAGUCGGGUGCAAACCCGGCAAAGAAACAGGAAAAGUCAAAGACAGCUGAUGAUAAACAACCAACGUUAUUUUCCUACUUUGGAAAAAAGUAAUAUCUAACAAGGUUUGAAGGCAGCUGAUGAUAAACAACCAACCAUAUUUUACUAUUUUGGAAAAAGGUAAUAUCUAACAAGUUUUUGAUGUAGCUCGAACUUAAAGAUUACUAAUUUGUAAUGUUAUGUAUUUGUGUAAAUUAUGUAGAACCGUUUUCUUGUAGCUGUUGCAUCUCCCAUCUAGAUCAGGUCAUAUCCAGUAAACUACAAUGUCUAGUCUGGCAAGGUCUCUAUAGCCAAUGGCUUAUGUUUGUUUUCAGUAUUUUAUGAAUGCGCUGCAGAUGAUUGUUGUCUA